GCGGGCUCAGCCUCCAGAGCCCAGAACUGCUCCUUCCUUCUCACCACGACACACAGUUCCCAACCUUCCCUCAGAACACUUGUGUCCGCCAAAGCCAAAGAUGCAAAAGGAGCAGCAUGAGGUGGCCGUGCUGGGAGGACCCCAGGGCUCAGCUCCUGUGACCACCACAACCACCGUGAUCAACAUGCCCAAAGACAUCUCCCUGCCUGACCAUGUGGUCUGGUCUCUGUUCAACACGCUUUUCGUGAACUUCUGCUGCUUGGGCUUCAUUGCCUAUGCCUACUCUGUGAAGUCCAGGGACAGGAAGAUGGUGGGCGAUGUGACUGGGGCCCAGGCCUAUGCCUCCACUGCCAAGUGCCUGAACAUCUGCGCCCUGGUCUUCAACAUCCUCACGGCCAUCGUUCUCAUCAUACUUUUUGCCACCAGCUCUCUGGUAGCCUAUAAAGCAUAUGAACAGCAGAUGAAGAAUCAUGGAGGCUUCUAGUCCUGCCAUGCCCUCCACCCUCUGUUGCUGACUCUCACCCUAGGGCUGAGGCUCUGACCCACCACCCCAGAUUAAUGCAGCCGCUCACAUCCACACAUCUGUGCAAGACUGGAUUCAAUAAAGUGCACGUGCUUGUGAGUGUGCUGUGACAUUUUUG
Molecule: messenger RNA, 641 nt
Organism: Castor canadensis (American beaver)
Lineage: Eukaryota; Metazoa; Chordata; Mammalia; Rodentia; Castoridae
Product: interferon-induced transmembrane protein 1-like
Biological process (GO): response to interferon-alpha; type I interferon-mediated signaling pathway; host-mediated suppression of symbiont invasion
Cellular component (GO): plasma membrane
Source: RefSeq, a predicted model, not a curated record